GGGAGCACCUGGUUUGAACAAGCAUUCUUCCGCUAGUCCACAGCCCUCGAAGUGUUGGUAACAGGAACACUAAAACAGCGAUUUUUGUGUAAAAUAGAGUAGUUACAUCGUUUUUGUUGUUUUGAUUUGGAACUAUAAGUAUAUAUAUUUCUUGGAUAAUAUGCUUCUUUUUUGUCCAACCUGUGGAAAUGUUUUAAUUGUGGAAGAAGGACAGAGGUGCAUGAGAUUCGCUUGUAACACUUGUCCCUACGUACACAACAUCACAAGAAAGGUAAAUAACAGGAAGUAUCCCAAAUUAAAAGAGGUGGAUGAUGUUCUUGGUGGGGCUGCAGCUUGGGAAAACGUGGAUUCAACUGCUGAAACUUGUCCUAAGUGUGAGCAUCCACGGGCAUAUUUCAUGCAGAUUCAGACCAGAUCAGCAGAUGAACCGAUGACUACUUUCUACAAAUGCUGCAAUACCCAGUGUGGACAUCGAUGGAGAGACUGACACCUUUGGACUUUAUGUAUUCAGUGCUUACGUUACAUAGAUUACUCCCCACAUCCCUUGACUUAAACUUUUGAGCCUUUAUUUAUUGCCAACAGGCUCUGGUAGUUUUUUCUUUGUGUAGGCACAGCUGAAGAAACUUUACCUUUAGUCUUUGCUUACAUUUACAUGUAUUGUUCGCUUUAUAGGCAUAAUUAAUUUUCCAGCUAAUAUUAAAAUGAGUUGCAGUGAGAAAACAUGUUCAGAUUUUUAUUAAUAAAAUAGUACCUGUAUACAAUAAAUUUGGACUUGCAUAACUAUACAUAUCACAGACAUUUAGAGAGCAGUGCAGACCACCAUUAUAUACAACAAAGGCAUACAGUACCUUGUAUUAACAGUUUAGUGCAUAAUAGCCUCAGGGAAACAAAAAAAUCAAAUGCACAUGGAGUCAAGGAACUAAGCAGAGAGAAUUCUUCUUUUUGAGUGGCUCAUGCAGACACACAUAGCAUUUGGUGAGUGAAGGUGAGUGGUAGAUCAGGCAUGCUGUGGUGAAACAGUUGUCACUUCAUUGUUAGUAUUAAUCUCAGUGGAAUGAUACUGUCAUUUACUUGAGUAUUAUUCCUAGCAGAGAGGUUACUUUUUUGUAAUUGCAAUAUUAGACAUCUGUAUGGCUAUCUAACAUGCAUCUAAAACAGUGUUAUGUCAUGAUAAUACCACCACUGUUAUUUCUGUUUUAAUGCUAUUUACAUGUUUACUGCAGCACCAACAUUCAGCCAGUAGUGUGAGUGAAAAGUGUAGAUGUUGCACAGGGCUCUGACUCAACAUAGGGCCAGAGAGGACACCAAAUUACUGAGAUGCCAUGCAGUAACAGUAAAGCCCUCUUUCUGCUCUACUUUAAUUCUACUAUAGUCUGAAUAAGUGUGUGUAUGGUGGGAUUCACCGAGUAAAGGCACAAAUUAUAACAGCUUUUUCCCCACUUCAGAUUAGCUGAGGUUACUGGUGUGAGUGAACCUAUCAGAGAGGAGAAUGAAUUUCAAUUCGAAGUGCUUUAUUCUCAAAAUUAAGUACACCAUGGAAAGAGGGCACUGAUGCCUAACAGGCUAAACUGAAAGCACUGAACAUGUUGUGACAGCUGACUGAAGCCCAAAAGAUUAAGAACUACAGCAAGUUAACAUCAACCUGGGGUAUUUCCCAAACAAGCAAGCAUCUCUUUUGUUGAGGUGAAAAUUGUUAAUUUGUUCACAUUCAAGAAGGGACAAUGAUAAAAGGAACAAUUAGGCUCUGUUAGUGUUAGAACAAAAGUAUCACACAUGGACAAAUGUUCACAGUUCUCAAUAUUAACUUGUUAAAACAGUGGAUAAAUUAUUUGAAAGAGAAAAAAAAAAACUAACCCAGCACAUCUGACUUUAGCAUUUGCUUCUGAACAGUAUUAACUGAUGAAUUCAAAUAGUGACCAUUUUCAGAGUUCUGCGACCACCUAUCAACAGCCCCCCUACAUCUUCUAGCUCAGUGAGAGAUUUGUACAUUUCUAUACAGGAAGGAACAAUACUGAAAAAUAUAUACAGUAAUUGUGUUAACUAAUAAGAAAACCACACUUGGAAUUUAAAAGGGCCACACAACACAGCAAAAAUGAGAAAAGCCUGUCACUACCAGCAGGAGGGGUUGUGAGCUAAAGAAUUUUUUUUUAUCUGCUGUAUUUCCCCUAAAAGCGAGUAUAAGGACUUUAUAGUUAGUACAAAUUUUACUAUUGUUACCUUCCAUUGUAGAGAUUGAUGGAAAUUAAGUUGUGUUUAACGGCAUCACCAGGAAAAUCAGUUGGCCUGUUCACAUGAACGUAGUGAUCAAAUCAUAUGUUAACUAUGGCUUGGUAGACCUAUAAGCCAUUCACAA
Messenger RNA from Monopterus albus (swamp eel), 2353 nucleotides. RefSeq names its product polymerase (RNA) III (DNA directed) polypeptide K (gene polr3k). Gene Ontology annotation, molecular function: zinc ion binding; nucleic acid binding. Gene Ontology annotation, biological process: DNA-templated transcription; termination of RNA polymerase III transcription. Lineage: Eukaryota; Metazoa; Chordata; Actinopteri; Synbranchiformes; Synbranchidae. The record is from RefSeq and is a predicted model, not a curated record. Gene Ontology annotation, cellular component: RNA polymerase III complex. The coding region runs from base 161 to 487 and encodes 108 amino acids. The transcript has 3 exons.